Messenger RNA from Cyprinodon variegatus (sheepshead minnow), 4040 nucleotides. RefSeq names its product DALR anticodon binding domain containing 3 (gene dalrd3). The record is from RefSeq and is a predicted model, not a curated record. Gene Ontology annotation, molecular function: ATP binding; arginine-tRNA ligase activity; tRNA binding. Lineage: Eukaryota; Metazoa; Chordata; Actinopteri; Cyprinodontiformes; Cyprinodontidae. Gene Ontology annotation, biological process: tRNA C3-cytosine methylation; arginyl-tRNA aminoacylation. The coding region runs from base 212 to 1933 and encodes 573 amino acids. The transcript has 13 exons.
UUUACAGAGUUCCGCUGACAGUAAACAACCAAUGUUGUUCCCCCCUGCACAGCCAGUAUCUGACAUCGACCAGCAGCUACCGGACCAGAACAGCUCACAUAUUCGCUGCUGCUUCACCGGCUCAGCAAACACUUCAGCAGUUCCGAAACGGUUAUUAAAAGAGACUGAAUGAGUAGAUAGCCAGCUCAGCUCACCUGUCAGCGCUGCGGUGAUGAUGGAGGACAUCGAGGAGCUCUCGCCACUGCGGAUCACCUCCACAGUGCGAGCCCUCAGUUCUGCACUGCGAGGGAAGCGCGAACACGUCCACGGCCCAAGCAAUGGAAAGGGAGACAGGUUGUGUCCCGAACCGGAGAAGCUCUGGUUCAAGGAGAGCAGCGCCAAAAACCUGCGGAACAGGGACUUCUUGUCGCCGAGCACGAUGCUAAACACGCUGUAUGCUGACGGACAGGUUCCUCCAGCUGUGAUGGCCAGAGUCCUGUCGCUCCGUGGCAGUGGGGUUCUCCCUGUGGCAGGUGGGGAGGUGAUGGGUGAGGGCCUGAGGCUGCGAGUGGACCGGGUCGCAGCCUUCAGGUCUGUCCUUGCAGGGGGAAUCAGCGAGUAUCUGAAGCCCUUGAAUCAGAGGAAGGGAUGCGUGGUGCUUAACUGUCCCGCGCUGCACCCUAAACCCAACACACCCACUCCGGACACUCUGAGUCUGGGCCAGCUGAGAACGGUUCUGCAGGCUGACCACAUGGGGGCGCUGCUCAGGAGACAAGGAUUUGAAGUUUACUUCUGCCCAACUCUUCCCGAAGACAGCGAUGUGGCCAGCUUCCUCCAUGCUCUUGGCAUUGAUUGGCCCACAGCUCAAGCUAACUGGACAAAUGAUGAGCGAGAGGAGAAGAUCCAGAAAGCGCUAGAGAGCUCUCCUUACAGAGAGAGCGGAACGGAAAGAGGCAGGAGGACCAGCGGAGGAGGAGGUAGAAAGGCUGCAGAGGAGGAGGAGGAGAACGAAGGAGGGCUCAGGAUUAAUUUAAAACGGGUUUUCCAGGAGGAGGGACUGCUUGGAUACGACCCCACUCUUGGCACCUGCAAAGUUCACAGAGACAGUGUUUCCCACCUGGCUCAGCUUGAUCUGUCCACAGCUGACAUCACAGAAACCAUGGUAACAGUGCUACAUGUGACUUCUUGUCAGGAUGAGUUUCGCCAGCAGCAGAUAGCGGUGCUCUGGAGAGCCAGUGGAGCGACGCACAGUCAGAGACAUCUUGUGUGUGGGCCUGUGAAGACCCCCGGUUCUCACCUCACUGCUGCACAGUAUCUGCAGCUUAGAAAAGGUCAGAUGAAGGAGGCCUCCGAGAUGAAGUAUGGAGAUAAAGUAGAGGGUCAGACCUGGGAUGACAUCAUCAAGGUCAUGACCUCUGCCACCAUCCGAUUCGAGUUGCUGUCAACUGUUCACACAAGUCCUGUGACGCUGGACGUCCAGAGGGAAGGAGGCGUGUCGACCAAAGGGCCAAGAGGAGGCGUGUUUGUGAUGUAUAACUGCGCACGACUGCACACCCUGUUCGACAGUUAUGAGCGAGGAGUGGAGAAGGGUUUGUACCCAGAAAUCCCUGAUGGCUCCAAGCUCGACUUCUCUGCUCUCAAAGAAGAGGGUGAGUGGCUUUUGCUCUUCAAUUACCUCAUUCCUUUCUCUGAGCUGCUCGACCAAUCAGGACAAGCGUUAGAUUGUGAAGGGGGAGGGGCCAGAGUUAAUAUUAAAACAGAACAGAUCUGCAAGUUUCUGGUCUCGCUCAGUAAAGACUUUAGUUCGUACUACAACAGAGUCCAUGUGCUUGGGGAACCGUUGCCUCACCUUUUCAACCAGAUGUUCUGUCGUCUCCAUCUUCUACAGGCCUUGAGGGAGCUCUACCACAGUGCUCUGGAGACCCUCAACCUGCCCCCCAUCAGGCAACUAUAGCCUCAACAUAAUCCCCUCAUCCCUCCCUGUUAGCCUCACCCACCCUUUCCCUAAACUCUUGUCUGUUAGUUGUGUAUCUAGCUGAGACACAGUGUUACAGAUGAUAUAAUAUUUCUACACCGCUCCCUCCCAGUGUUGGUGGACAUUCUGGAACUGAAUAUUUUAUAAGAUGCUUGUUAAAUUAAAGAUGGACAGUAUUAAAGGGAUAAUUUGGGAUUUUGUCUUGGACAAUGGGUGUGGGCGUAGCAAAAGGUUCUGCCUUUAGGAAGCAUCCCAUUCAUUUCAUUCCAACCCCCCUGCUUCUCUUAAAUUUCAAGGAAGUUGAUUUUGCCAGACUCUUAUGUCCUAAUGAGAAACCGACCAAUCAGAAAUGUCAGUUUUCCUUCAUCGCUUUACAUCAGCACACCUAGAAUCAGAACACUGACACAAGAACGGACCAAGCUGCAGUCAGUCAUUUUGUUUUCAUGUCCAAACCUGUUGUGCACAGCUCUCACACAGCAAUCAAUAACACAUGGAACUGAAAAGCUCUGCUUUAUUAUUUGUGCCAAAAUCAUGGAGUAAUAUGAGUCUCCUAACCAAUGGGCAGAAAGAUGUAACUCAAAAAUGUCUCAGUGUAUGCUUUUUGACCAACACGGACUUUGAUCAGAGAAGUUUUGUCUAUUUUAGGAUGGAUUUGAUCAAAGUGACGGGUUGAUACCGGUGGAAGUUCUUAUUUGCUUUAGAGAAGAAGUGAGAAUCAGAUUUGACAGCCUAACACUGGACUAACAAAACCUAACCUCCGGCAGUCAGCUGCGCCGUUUUCUUUUUGUAAACCUGCAGUAUAUAAAAAGUUUUUGUUUGUAUUUUGUCUGACAUUAUUGAUUUUUCAGGUGUUGCCAUGAUGCCAAUAAAACAAAAACCGUAGCUUUUCUGAAAUGCCAAGUCAGACCUACACCCGCCUUUAAAUGAUUUCAGUUAAAUGAAUCAGAUUUUAAAUACAGGGUGAUUCAGCAUAAAGAGCACUCUGCAUUUACUCAGUGCAUCUAAUCGUGCCAGUUCUAUAAAAAGCCUUAAAAUUAAUAUUUUAUGGUAUACUGUAGGGUAAGCUGUGAGUUCCUGCAUGUAUAGGUAGCACCAUCUGAGGAUGAGGCCCUUUUCUCUUUUACACAAGGUAAGAAAAAGAAGCAAGUUUUAAUGCAAGUUGAUCUUCGUGUGAGGACAUGCAGUCUUAUCAUCAGUCAAAGGCAGUGAUUUGAAGGGUUAAAACAGUUGGAACUAAAAACCAACAUGCUAGACCAGGGCUAAGUUUAUCUUACCUCCAGAACACAAUGGGGUGAACCAUGAGGAAGGUUUCCUGGACCUUCAAAUCUGAGUCAAAAACUAAAGUCAUGGUAACACUAACACAGGAGAUGAUAAUUGUCUAAGAGUUAACGGGAAAAGAAAACAAAUCGACAUUAACUUCUCUUCUCCAGAACUAAAACAUUUCUUCUACUGGUUGAAACAUUAAUUGCUCUCUGCCUCUUCACAUCACCUCCCCACUGCUCUAUGCCCAACGGAGGUUUGCGGUUCAUUCAUGUUUACUACUGUGUAUUCGUUCCUGACACUGAAAUAUUUAUUGUCGCUUUAAAAAAAAAAGAAUAGCUAUGUGUUGGUUGUGUAUGUUAUGCACACACGUCUUAAUCAAGUUGUGUUUAUGCAGUGAACCCUUCAUCAGAUCCAAUUUAUUCCAGUGGACAAAUCACAGCUGUUAGUAUUAUACUGUAGAGUUUUAAGCAAAAGCCUUAGAAGAUAUUAGGUCUUUGUGCCACAAAGUUGAAAAGAACAUAUAAACUAGCAUGAAAUUUAAACAUUAAAAUCCUAUUUAUAGAAUUGUGAAGGGAAGCUGUGAUUGUUAAUGUUUCCUUCAUUUAUUGUCUUAAUGUUCCACCAAUUAUUUCAUUGUCUGCUCGAUGGUUUUAAACAUAUGUUCAGUUGGUGUACUGUAAACAAAUCUAAAAAGUAUCAAAAACUUUUCAAAGCAUGACUGUUUGAUUCUAUGUAUUGAACGUCUAUAUUUUAUGGACCUCUUUUGCUUAAAGAUUGAAGAUCCUAUUUAUGCCCCUGUAAUUGCAACAGUAUUAAAGCAGAG